Oncorhynchus masou masou (cherry salmon) is the source of this 4176-nucleotide messenger RNA. RefSeq names its product ATP-dependent Clp protease ATP-binding subunit clpX-like, mitochondrial. Gene Ontology annotation, biological process: protein folding. Gene Ontology annotation, molecular function: protein dimerization activity; ATP hydrolysis activity; ATP-dependent protein folding chaperone. The record is from RefSeq and is a predicted model, not a curated record. The coding region runs from base 286 to 2157 and encodes 623 amino acids. Gene Ontology annotation, cellular component: mitochondrial matrix. Lineage: Eukaryota; Metazoa; Chordata; Actinopteri; Salmoniformes; Salmonidae. The transcript has 15 exons.
UUGCGUCUUAAACAUGUCACAUAGUUAGCCAGUUUAACGGUUUAGUUCUCUUUGACCUGCUAACUGUACCUCUCUUCCGGAAUGCUCACUUGUUUUUCUAUCGCUAGCCCCGUUUGCUAAGUUGCUAGCUGCCCCACUCCAAUCCAAAACAGACAUUGCCAGGCCUACCAGCUCUAGGGGGUGUUCAUUUUGUUUAAUAAAUAGCUAGUUAGCACGUAUCUACGUCAGCUACCUGUUGACAGGUGAACUUGAAUGGCUAGCUAACUGUAUUACCUUGACUAAAGUAUGUCUUGCCCAUGCACAUCGGCCGCGAGGAUAUUCUUAAAUUCAGCACAGAGAGGGCUGUCUUGUUCUCGGGUUCAGCUCUAUGCUUUGAGCAGACCUGGUUGGGGUUUUCGUGAAGCUCCUCUACCUCGCAUAGUCCGAGUGAGAUCCUUCCAUGAAACUGCAGUAUGUUUUGCCUCUAAAGAUGGAACGACUAAGGAUGGAUCCAGCGAUGGGGGAAAGAAGAGCAUCAGUGAAGGGAAGAGAUUGGCGGGCUCUUCUGGUGGAUCAGGGAAGGGUGGUAACCAGCUACACUGUCCCAAAUGUGGAGACCCAUGUACACAUGUGGAGACCUUUGUAUCGUCGACACGUUUUGUGAAGUGCGAGAAGUGCCAUCACUUCUUCGUGGUUCUCUCUGAGACGGACUCUAAGAAGGGCCUGAAUAAAGAAGCGGAGUCGCCAGCUGAGGCUGUCAAAAUGGCCUUCGCACAGAAACCUCCCCCGCCACCCAAAAAGAUCUAUGCCUACCUGGACAAGUACGUAGUGGGUCAGUCCUAUGCAAAGAAAGUGCUGGCGGUAGCUGUGUAUAAUCACUACAAGAGAAUCUACAACAACAUCCCUGCUGGGAGCAGACAGGUGGAGGUGGAGAAACAGGCCUCGCUCACUCCACGAGAACUAGAGACGAGAAGACGGGAGGAUGAGUACAGAUUCACAAAACUCCUUCAAAUAGCAGGGAUCAGUCCCCAUGGCAACGCCCUGGGAGCCUCCAUGCAGCAACAGGCCACUCAGCAGGCUCCUCAGGAGAGGAGGGGCGGAGACGUGUUAGACUCCACACACACCGACAUCAAACUGGAGAAGAGCAACAUCGUGCUGCUAGGCCCCACCGGAUCAGGCAAGACAUUGUUGGCCCAGACCCUGGCCAAGUGUCUAGAUGUACCCUUUGCCAUCUGUGAUUGUACCACCCUGACCCAGGCUGGCUACGUGGGGGAGGAUAUCGAGUCUGUUAUCGCCAAGCUGCUGCAGGAUGCCAACUACUCUGUGGAUAAAGCACAGCAAGGCAUAGUGUUUCUCGAUGAGGUGGACAAGAUCGGCAGUGUUCCUGGGAUCCACCAGCUCAGAGACGUAGGAGGAGAGGGUGUACAACAGGGUCUGCUCAAACUCCUGGAGGGCACGAUAGUGAACGUCCCAGAGAAGAACUCCAGGAAGUUGAGGGGAGAGACGGUGCAGGUGGACACCACUAACAUCCUGUUCGUAGCGUCGGGGGCCUUCAACGGACUCGACAGAAUCGUCAGCAGACGGAAGAAUGAAAAGUACCUGGGCUUUGGCACGCCCUCCAACAUGGGUAAGGGUCGCCGUGCGGCGGCAGCAGCCGACCUGGCUAACAGUAGUGAACAGACGGACAUGGUGGCAGAGAUGGAGGAGAAGGACCGGCUGCUGAAGCUCGUGGAGGCCCGGGACCUCAUUGAGUUUGGGAUGAUCCCGGAGUUUGUCGGGCGUCUGCCUGUGGUGGUGCCUCUACACAGUCUGGAUGAAGAGACGCUGGUCCGCAUCCUGACCGAACCACGCAACGCCGUCAUACCACAGUACCAGGCCCUGUUCAGCAUGGACAAGUGUGAACUGAACGUAACGACAGAUGCUCUGAGGGCCAUCGCCAGGCUGGCUCUGGAGAGAAAGACUGGAGCCCGAGGCCUGAGGUCCAUCAUGGAGAAGCUUCUUCUAGAGCCUAUGUUUGAGGUACCAUGUUCAGACAUCAUGUCUGUGGAGUUAACCGAGGACGUCGUCUUGGGCAAAUCAGAACCACAAUACGUCCGGGCUCCAGCAGAGGAGGACUACGACUCUGGUAUUGAAGAGGAGAACUGGCCCAGACAGGUGGAUGCGGCAGCUAACAACUGAUCGGAUCUCCCUCCCCCUGUCCUGUCAUUCAUUUCAACAACUGUCACAUCUACAAUCAUUUAGAACACCUUCUAGAACAUUUGGAAGCCAACUGUAGGUUCCUGGAAUUCCAGCCCCUGAGCCAUCUAAACAGACAUCCGUCAGGCUCUGUAGACCACUACUAAAACCACACCAUAAAACCUGUUUCUCUGAGGAAGUGUUUUCAUAAUGAACAACACGGAUUUGAGCUCUAGAAGUACCUUUUUUUUUUGGGUCCUGUGAAUUGGACAGUAGGCUAAUUCUUUAAGUUGUUAGAAAAUGAAAAUGGACCUGCUAUAGUGUAUAUAUUUAAAAAUGGUUGGGGUAGGUAGUGUAAUUUGUCUGUUCUCUCCUCUUGUGUUGUGGUGAUGACAGAUUGAAAUGACAAUGGAAACAAAUAUAACAUGACUGGGAUCAUAUUUUACACUUGAAGACUUAACCAGGGCUAGGAAUGUUCCAUUUUACUAUCAAAUCAAAGUUUAUUUGUCACGUGCGCUGAAUACAACACAAUACAGUGAAAUGCUUACUUACAGGCUCUAACCAAUAGUGCAGAAAAAAGUAUUAGGUGAACAAUAGGUAAGUAAAGAAAUAAAACAACUGUAAAAAGACAGGCUAUAUACAGUAGAGAGGCUAUAUACAGUAGAGAGGCUACAUACAGACACCGGUUAGUCAGGCUGAUUGAGGUAGUAUGUACAUGUAGAUAUGGUUAUCGUCAAUGUUACAUAACAAUAUACAACUAAUGCCCUGACUGUCACCAGCAGACCGGGGUUCAAAUACUAUUUGAAAUUGUUCACAUGCAUACAUACAUACAUACUUUGGAGUGUUUUCUUUGGCCUGCUUAAGCGUACCAGGUGGUUGAGAUUUGUACUUUUGGUAAUAUGCUGUUAGUUCCAUUGCAACAGUGAAGUUCAAUUGAGCCCAGCUAAAGUAUUUGAUAUGAUUUCAAGUAGUAUUUGAACCCAGGUCUCUAGAUGUAUGAUAUUCCAUAAUGAGCACAUCAUCAUUGUGAUGUUUUUUUCUAUGGAGUUAAAUUGGUGCCAAAAGUUUUCUGUCAGUAAUUUAACUCCGUAUUUCGUCCUAUCUACUAUUUUAACGGAAUUUAUAAUGAACAUAACUGGCCUGUAAAAUUGUCGGUAUUAAAGCUUCAGUUUAGAAUCCGUUUGUAUCAGAGCAACACACCUGUCGUUAGGGGAAACAUCAUAACAGCAUACUACACCCUACUCCAGCACACUAAACAGAGCGGAGAUGCGUUCAAAAUGGCACCCUAUUUCGACCAGGACCUCUGGUUAAAAAUAGGGCACUAAUAGAAGGAAUAGGCUGCUUUUUCAGACGCUGACCGUUUGACUUUUUAGUGACUAGUGACUUUUUUUUCUUUCUUUUUUUACGUUGAGAAUGUUUAUUUCUGCAGUGUUGUACCCCCCCCCUUCUAGAAACCCGCUCUCUAGGGAGUGACCCUUUCAGCUCUCUUUAACCUCACAGGGUUACCUACUGCUAGGUCGAUAUCAAGCGAGGCAAGGGCUUGAUAUUCAAAAAGAUUUCAGAGUUGCUGACCUAGGAUCAGGUGCUCCCGGUCCAUAUAAUAGUAUUCAUUAUGAUCUAAAAAAAGGAUAAACUGAUCCUAGAUUCUUACUCUGAUAUUCUUUCUGAAUGUUUUACUUAGCUCUGUCUGGGUCAAGCUUCACACCCCCCCCGCCCCCGCCUCCUCACCUGUAGUAAUGCUCCAGUAUGUCGUGUUACUAAAAUGGUCCCUCAAUCACUAGGCACUUCUUCUGCAAUUAAGCCUUUUUAACUAUUUCUAUCCACACUGAACCAUGGCUGUUCUCUGUCGUGUAAUGCUGGUAUGUGCUAUUAUAAUACAAUCAUCAUCACCAUAAUAAUACAAUUGUUUGUGUUCCUUUUAUGCUUCUCUUCUCAACGGUCAAUCAUAAUAACAUGUAAAAUCUCAAUUUAUUGAUGUGAUUGUUUAAAUAUUAUAAAUAAAAUGUAUAUCUCUGUACAGAA